CCUAUCGAUAUCUUGACAGCUCCGAGCUUUAGUUCAGUUGGCAACCCCUUUUUCAAUGUUAUUGACAGCCGGCCGCAAAUUUGUUCGUGUUUUCGAUUAUCGCUCGAUAGUCACUUCCAGUGCUAGAAUGGCGAGCGAGGUGGAGAAAGCCCAAGGGGCAGCUGCAAGCGAGGACACCAUUUUUGGAAAGAUUUUACGAAAGGAGAUUCCCUGCACGUUCAUCCAUGAAGAUGAUAAGUGCGUGGCCUUUCACGAUGUGGCUCCACAGGCCCCAACCCAUUUUUUGGUGAUCCCUCGGAAACCGAUUGCCCAACUUUCACUGGCUGAGGAUGGUGAUGCCGAUUUGCUAGGACACCUUAUGCUGGUCGGUCGCAAAGUGGCGAAGGACCUGGGACUGGCCGAGGGCUACCGCGUAGUAAUUAACAAUGGCAAGCACGGCGCCCAAUCGGUUUAUCACUUACAUUUGCACUUCCUUGGCGGGCGCCAAAUGCAGUGGCCUCCAGGCUAAGAUUCGACUUGGUGUAUUUUUAAAGGUAUCUGAAAUGUCUGUAUUUGGUGUAGCAUUAAUAUACCUAAAAAUAAAUUCAAACCGAAGCUGAAA
Molecule: messenger RNA, 601 nt
Organism: Drosophila ananassae
Lineage: Eukaryota; Metazoa; Arthropoda; Insecta; Diptera; Drosophilidae
Gene: HINT1
Product: histidine triad nucleotide-binding protein 1
Exons: 3
Coding region: 56-508 (150 amino acids)
Biological process (GO): purine ribonucleotide catabolic process
Cellular component (GO): cytoplasm; nucleus
Molecular function (GO): hydrolase activity
Source: RefSeq, a predicted model, not a curated record